Messenger RNA from Tilletiaria anomala UBC 951, 1247 nucleotides. RefSeq names its product ClpP/crotonase. The record is from RefSeq and is a predicted model, not a curated record. Bases 163 to 1122 code for a protein of 319 amino acids. Gene Ontology annotation, cellular component: peroxisomal matrix. The transcript is spliced from 3 exons. Gene Ontology annotation, biological process: fatty acid beta-oxidation. Lineage: Eukaryota; Fungi; Basidiomycota; Exobasidiomycetes; Georgefischeriales; Tilletiariaceae.
UGUGGUCGAUCCCCGAUGGUGCACUCGAGGAUGCCACUAUGCUGGCAAGCCGCGCAAUCUGAUCCUCAUUUAACAAGUUGUUCACGUCGCGGUCCUGCACCCCCACCCUGAAGCGCACACGCCAGCCGGAAUCGCGAGGAAACUGCUACGACCUACCGCACCAUGUCUGCCCGACACCCACUCCCCGCCUCGUCACCGUUACUGGCGCCGACUUCAAAGCCCAUCUCACUAUCUUUCCCAAACCCUACGGGAAAGCCGGAGCAUGAGGGAAUUAUUGCUGUACUGACGCUAGAUGCACCCGAAAAACUCAAUGCCAUGCGAUAUGAGGACACAGUCAAAUUCGUCGAUGCGCUGCAAUGGAUUGCUAGUCAGGACAAAGUCGUCUUCACCGUCAUCACCGGUAAAGGAAGAUUCUUCUCAGCCGGCGCAGAUGUGAACGACCCUUCGCGCGGCACCCCUUCCUCUGCCGCUCCGCUGGAGCCAGGUACCGCCCCGCACACGCUAGAAGUCAAGAAGCACGUCUUCUCGCGCUUCUCCACCUCCAACCUAGCUUUCGCGUCGGCAUUGCAUUCACACCCCAAGAUCCUCAUCGGCGCGCUCAACGGACCGGCCAUCGGGAUAUUCGCGACGCUUCUGGGGCACUGCGACCUCAUAUACAGUUUCAAGGAGUUUUGGCUAUCUACGCCUUUCAUGGGGCUCGCACUUGUCAGCGAGGGAGCCGCUGCUCUGGCAUUUGCCAAGAAGAUGGGCCUCGGGCGCGCACAAGUCGCGUUGCUCGAAGGCAAGAAGAUGGAGGCGGAGGAUUUGAGGCAAUGUGGAUUCAUUACACACAUCUUCCCCACACCGCCAAACACCGCGGAAGAAUCAAAGAAGCACAAGCACUACACGCCCCCGAUCUUAGACCUCGUCCUCUCACAUCUCUCGCAAAAAUUCCUUCCGCCCAUAUUGGACCCAUGGAGCCUGCUCUACACGAAAGAGCUCAUCCGCGCAGCUAAUUACGACGGAUGGGACCUUGCGCGGACCAACAUGGAGGAGAUCAAAGGUGCCGAACAGGUCUUCAUGAGCGGUCGUCCGCAGAGACAAUUUGAGAGGAUCAGCCAAGGCGGGAGACACAAGCUUUGAACCAAAAGCUUGUUCCAUUUCUCUGUUGGCCAGUCAAUCAGCAAAUAUGUUAUACCUUUUGUGUGGCAUUGUCUAUGAAGUACGAUGAUACAGAUUGUUGCGCUUGGUGUUAACGUUAUGGUUCA